This is a messenger RNA of Sebastes umbrosus (honeycomb rockfish), 1856 nucleotides long. RefSeq names its product unc-119 homolog a (C. elegans) (gene unc119a1). The record is from RefSeq and is a predicted model, not a curated record. The transcript is spliced from 5 exons. The coding region runs from base 388 to 1005 and encodes 205 amino acids. Gene Ontology annotation, cellular component: spindle pole; intercellular bridge; centrosome. Gene Ontology annotation, molecular function: lipid binding. NCBI's taxonomy places the organism in Eukaryota, Metazoa, Chordata, Actinopteri, Perciformes, Sebastidae. Gene Ontology annotation, biological process: lipoprotein transport; positive regulation of protein tyrosine kinase activity; negative regulation of caveolin-mediated endocytosis.
GGCGCGCAGACUGUGAGCCACCACGCACCUCCACCACCACCAGCACCAGCAGCAGCAGCGGUCGGUCGGUUUAAAGCUGCAGGAUUUGGAUUAAAUAGCUUGUUGAGAGAACCGAUGAGCCUUGAGCGCGGUAGGGGAGGGGAGGGGAGCUAAGGGGCUGAUUUUCUAUCUUUUCCCGGAUCGAGGAGAAGGGGAGGAGAAUGAGUUAUUCUUGUAGCAGCAGCAGCAGCACAGAGCCUGAGUCUGCUGUGAGGUGUAUUAAAAGACAAGCGCGCAACUAAAAAAGGCUGCGACGCAACUAAAUCUGCUCUCCUGCAGCGGUGACGCCGAGGGCAUCAGAAAGAAAAGCCUUGACAGGUUGCAAGAUCCGAUCUCUUCCUGCUGGACAUGAAAGUGCAGCAAGGCUGCAACUCGUCAGACAUGGGGAUCCCGGUGAGAACUGAAGAAGAGCUGCGCAGAAAUACCGUAAUAACACCCGAUGAUGUGCUGGGGCUGCAGAAGAUCACCAAGAAUUAUCUUUGUUCUCCAGAAGAAAAUGUCCACAUGAUCGACUUCACCAGGUUUAAGAUCCGUGACAUGGAAACAGGGACGGUCCUGUUUGAGAUCACUAAACCUCCAACACCAGCGGGAGGCAGAAAGCUCUGUGACCCCAACGCCGGCCGUUUUGUCCGAUACCAGUUCACCCCAGCCUUCCUGCAGUUGCGGCAGGUUGGAGCCACAGUGGAGUUCACAGUGGGAGACACACCCAUCAACAACUUCCGCAUGAUUGAGAGACAUUACUUCCGCGAUCAGCUGCUCAAGAGCUUUGAUUUCGAGUUCGGCUUCUGCAUGCCCAGCAGCAAGAACACGUGCGAGCACAUCUACGAGUUCCCCGCGCUGUCCGAGGACAUCAUGCGUGAGAUGAUCCUGCACCCUUACGAGACGCAGUCCGACAGCUUCUACUUUGUGGACAACAAGCUGGUGAUGCACAACAAGGCAGACUAUUCCUACAGCGGGGGGCCAUAGGAAGACCACCCUCCACCUUUCACUCCUCCCUGCUCUAGACAUUUCCCACGACCACUUCAGGACCAGAAACAGAUGAACUAAUGGACAAUUCACUGGCAUUAAACGCUCUUGUCUCACUCCUGUUAACUCCAUAAAUUUCCAUUCAGGUAUUCAGCUGCCAGACCAAUAGAUUUCUCCCUUUGCCUCUUUGCAGGAACAUCGAAUUCUGCCAGUUUUAUCAUCAGUGUGUGUGAGCGAGUGUGUGGGCAGCAAAGUGUCUGUACAUACUGUUGAUUUCAGUCUGUAUAUGUGGGUUCCACUUGAUCAUCAGCAAGACGUUGAUUCAUUUACAUUUUGUGUGUUUUGAUAGCUAUUAAUAUGAAGGGAAAAGGGCGACAGUGAGUCAGAAACACACCACGAGACAGAGAGAGGAAUGAAGUUACCCUGUAACAGUUUAAUAAUAAUAAUUAGUCCAUUCAGAUGUACAUUUAUUUAUAUAGUUUGUAUAGGAAGCUCAUUACAUUUUUACUCCUGAAGUUUCUUAAAUUUCUAGUAGCACACAUCUGAAUGAUUCAUUCUGUCGUCGUUCAUUUGAACGACAAACAGAAACGUGUACUUUGUCUAUGUGAAUGUGUCAUUUGUUGUAUGUGUUCAUGUAGUACUACUACUUCAGGAGUAUUUUUUAAAUAAAUAGCUACUUUGGAGUGUCAGAAAACCAUACCGAUUUUGAUAUCCAGUACGUUCUCUGUAGUACUGAACACUGUGUAUACUUUAAUUAUGAUAAAUGUUUUAAGUAUCAAAUUAAAAAGUAUGUAAAGUUUUGACAGCGGGAAUUCCAUCACUGCAAUAAAUAUGGGAUUUUGUUUUCGAAA